CUCUGGACCCAUCAUGGAGUCGGGAAAGCAGCUAACAGGUACAUUGGCUCUGGCUGUGUUCACUGCAGUUCUUGGGUCCCUGCAGUAUGGAUACAGUCUUGGAGUUAUCAACGCACCCCAGAAGGUAAUUGAAAAUUAUUAUGGACGUACUCUGGGGGUGUGGUCAGAGAGGGCCGCGGUCCUCUCAGAAAACAGCACCGAAGAAGAAGAGUACCCAGAGGCGGGACGACACCCUGCCGUGAUCAUGUAUUGGUCACUGUCGGUGGCAAUCUUCUCCAUCGGAGGCAUGCUAUCCUCCUUCCUGGUGGGAUUUGUGGGAGACCUGAGAGGGAGGGUAAAGGGCAUGUUGAUGGUGAAUGUAUUUGCAGUAGCAGCAGGAUUGCUGAUGGGUCUUUGCAAGAUGUGGAAACCUCACAUCAUGGUCAUCUCCGGCCGUGCUGUCAUGGGCUUUUACUGUGGGUUGACAUCCGGGCUAGUGCCUAUGUACAUUGGAGAGAUUGCACCUAAGGCUUACAGAGGGGCUCUGGGGACAUUACACCAGCUGGCUAUAGUCACUGGCAUCCUACUCAGCCAGGUAUUAGGCUUGGACUUUAUACUUGGUAAUGAUGCAAUGUGGCCCCUGAUGCUUGGUCUGUCUGGAGCUCCAGCAUUGUUACAAUCUUUACUGCUGCCUCUAUGCCCUGAGAGUCCACGGUACCUUUACAUCGUACAGGGCAAGGAGCAAGAGGCCCGAAAAAGUCUGUUACGUCUGAAGGGAGAAUAUGAUCCAACUCCUGAUCUGGAAGAGAUGAGGAGAGAGAAAGAGGAAGCAGACAAGGAGCCAAGGGUCUCUAUCAUUUCUUUGAUCCGCUCGUCCGUGUACAGACAGCAGCUUGUUGUUGCCCUCAUGAUGCACCUCUCCCAACAGUUUUCUGGCAUCAAUGCGAUAUUUUAUUACUCCACGGCUAUCUUCACUCGGGCAGGUGUCGGUCAGCCGGUCUAUGCAACCAUAGGAGUUGGGGUUAUCAACACAAUCUUCACUAUGGUGUCUGUUGCACUGGUGGACAAGGCUGGCAGGCGCACUCUGACUCUGGUUGGUCUGGGAGGGAUGUGCUGCUGUGCAAUUGGCAUGACAGUGGGGCUCAAACUCCAGGUUUGUUUAUCAGGUGUCAUAUCUUUCAUCUGUCAGCAACUGGAGCUGAACUUUAAGCCUCUUGGGUCCCAAGUAGCGAUUUUAAGUGCAUGUUUUUCUACUGUUCCUUGCCUGCAUUGAAUCAAUUUGUUGUUUUCUUACUGAAUGUCCACUUCCUAGUCUUGAGCU
Molecule: messenger RNA, 1300 nt
Organism: Notothenia coriiceps (black rockcod)
Lineage: Eukaryota; Metazoa; Chordata; Actinopteri; Perciformes; Nototheniidae
Gene: slc2a2
Product: solute carrier family 2 member 2
Exons: 10
Coding region: 14-1252 (412 amino acids)
Biological process (GO): dehydroascorbic acid transport
Cellular component (GO): plasma membrane; brush border
Molecular function (GO): D-glucose transmembrane transporter activity
Source: RefSeq, a predicted model, not a curated record